UGUGUUCUCGUGCGUAAAUUGACGAGUUAUGUAGCAAGCGUGAAAUAUUUAUCGGUAGGGAAUAAAAACAGAGAAUACGCAUAUACGGUUGGGAAGAUUUCCACGAUAGGAAAAGUGUGUAUAGCGACGAAAGUGUGGAAGAAAAAAAGGGAACAAGGGAGGAAGUUAGUAUGUAAGAGGUGUUUUUUUUUUACAAUUUUUGAAAGAUCCUGUGCGAAGAUAUUUGUUAGAUAGAUCUUAGGUGAUACGUUUCGUGUGCACGUUUAUUUCGAUAAAUUUCCUGCGCGUUCCAUUCUGCUGUAACGAAAAAGGAGCGUACGCGACCCUUCGAGGACGCGUUGUCGAUCAUUGUAACAGUGGAAGCUUUAGAAAAUGGCCGACAAUUGGACACGGAACGUCGUUUGCCGUUAUUUCAAAAAUGGUAUGUGCCGCGAAGGAAAUAAUUGCAGGUAUCGCCAUAGUCAAGGAUUAAGAGAUGAUGGGAGUACCAAUGAAACAGUAAUAUCUUCGCCUGUCCCACCUGUUAACACAGUUUGUCGCUUUUUUAAGCAUGGAAUUUGUAAAUUCGGAAGUCAGUGCCAUUUUCGUCAUAUUACCGAAACGGCUGAUAAUAAUUCGGUGAAUGCAGAUUCAAUAGAUAGUUCAUCACCUGAGCAACAUGCUUCAACUACUUCAACUUUGACAACAAUAAAAAAUGUUAAAGAAAAUACCCAUGUAGCCGAAGAAUGGGUAAAGGCAGCUGAAUUUGUACCUUCGUCCAUUGCCAGUUCAUCCACAGCGAAUGAAGCAUCUACUGCUUCGGGAAUAUCUACAAGCUCUUCGCUGCCAAUAUCAUAUGCUCAAGCUUUAAGUCCAUCUGGUCAGGCAUCCAGUCCAUCUUUAGAACCUUUAUGUCUAUAUGCAGUAACAACUGGAUUUUGUAAAAAACGUAAUUGUACAUAUUUACAUGGAGAUAUUUGUGAAUUGUGCAAUCGUGCCACGCUUCAUCCACAUAACGAAGAACUUCGAAAAAAGCAUACAAAUGCAUGCGUCAAACAGCACGAAGUAGACAUGGAACUUUCUUUUGCUAUUCAACGUAGCAGAGAAAAGUCUUGUGGAAUAUGUUUUGAGAUAGUAAUGGAAAAGUCUUCUGGUGAACAGAGAUUCGGUAUUUUACCAAAAUGCAAUCAUUGCUUUUGUCUAAGUUGUAUUAGAAAAUGGAGAAAAGCUAAACAAUUUGACAAUAAAAUUAUUAGAGCUUGUCCAGAAUGCCGUGUCAGUUCUGACUUUGUAUGUCCAAGUAUGUAUUGGGUAGACACAAAAGAAGAGAAAGAAAAGUUAAUAAUGAACUACAAAUGUGCAUUAAGUACUAAACAUUGUAAAUAUUUCAAUAACGGACGUGGUAAAUGUCCUUUUGGCAAUAAGUGCUUUUACCUACACGCACUGCCCGAUGGUACUAAAACAGAUGUUGGUCCACCUGUUCGUCAACGACGCAAUGCUGAUUCGGAUAUUGGCAUUUUUCAGCGAAUGAUCUUGUGGGACUACAUUGACGGGAGAAAUGAGAGUUAUACGUACGACGAUUAUGGCAAUGGCUUCUAUUCGGACUCGGAAGAUUCUGAUUGGUCUGAAUUUGAACUUCCUUAUGAUUAAUUGUAUUAAUUCAGUAAUCAUUACUGCUGUUGCUGUUAUCUGUAUUAUCUAUCUCAUCCACCACUUAUGCGUGGUUUCAGUGGCUGAAUAGACAAGUAGUUUAUGAAUUGUUUGAAUGGUUAUGGUUCCAAAGGUGUCCUGGCUACGUUGUGCGCUUUGCUUGGUGAUGUUUACAUGAAAUAUGUGUAAAUGACAUCAGGUUGGUAAAUAGAAAAUAACAAUAAUAAUGAGAAGAUUACAGUCGCAUGUACAAUAAUGACAAGAUUUUUAAUACUACACUGUCACUUUGUAAUCACCUUUUUUCGUGUAUCUUGACCAAUAUUCUUACAACUAAUAUUCAAUCAUAAGAAGUAUGCAUCAAAUCUUACAUCAGUGGUCCAAAUUAAUUCAAUGAAUAGAACAUAUAUCAAAAUAUUUACAAUACUCUUUUGCCAACAUACAAAUUUCAUUUAUUCACAGUCCUACAAUUCUUUUUUUUAACAAGACAAAUGAGUAAUAAACAAUUUUGUUCGGCGAUGUUAGAU
Molecule: messenger RNA, 2153 nt
Organism: Colletes gigas
Lineage: Eukaryota; Metazoa; Arthropoda; Insecta; Hymenoptera; Colletidae
Product: probable E3 ubiquitin-protein ligase makorin-1
Exons: 6
Coding region: 373-1629 (418 amino acids)
Biological process (GO): protein polyubiquitination
Molecular function (GO): ubiquitin protein ligase activity; metal ion binding
Source: RefSeq, a predicted model, not a curated record